UCGUCUUUCUCUACCCUUGCUCCACUCUGAUCAGCUUUAGGCUUUAUAGCUUCUCACUCUCUCUGAAAGCUCUCUGUCUUUUGCAAUACCCUCUCUCUCUUUUCCUCUUUCGAUACUCAAUGGGAAUGGCGGUUGUAGAGAGACCAACAGUUGGGGUGUAUAACGUCCCUCCGACAGCCAUAGCCGAGGAGCUUCUCCGCUUCCUCGAGUCCCAAAUUGGACCUGACUCAGUCUUCGCCAUCGACAUUCCCACCGAUCGCAAAAACUGGAAGCCCCGCAGCUACGGCCGAGUGCAGUUUGCCUCUCUCGAGGCCAAGUCCAAGGCUCAAUCUCUCUCUCUACAGAAUAAACUUAUUUUCAAAUCGAAAACCCUCAAAAUCGAUGAAACUUACGACGACAUCAUUGCUCGUCCUGUGUUGGACAAUCACCGUGUUGAUAAGGGGGUUUUGCAUGUUGGUUUUAUGACUGACAAAAAUAGUCUAUGCGUCGUGGAGACCUUCAAGAGGGUGAGGGUUUGGGUGAUGCCAGAGAGGAGGAGAGUGGAGUUCUGGGUGUGGCAGGGCGAUGAAUGUUACAAGUUGGACAUCAUGUUUGAGGAUAUUUUGGAGGCUGAUGGGUGCUGUUUGGAAAAUGCUCAGCUUGAUGCACUCCUGCUGAAACUUAGGUAUGGGCCGAGGAUUUAUAAGAAAGUCUCUGGGACUGAUAUUGCUUCGAAGUUCAGUACUGAUCGAUACCAUUUCUGUAAGGAAGACUUCGACUUUGUCUGGGUUCGCACAACAGACUUUUCUGUUAUGAAGUCAAUUGGACACUCAACGUCAUUUUGUUGGGACAUGGUUGAUGGGUCAUUGGCUUAUGAUAUAUUAUCAAGUUUUCCGAAUUACAGAGAAGAUAAGAUAGAUCUAAUUCUGGAGGAUGGGGAGGAAUUUCGCUCUGCAUCAGAGAUUGUUCCAGUUGUAAAAGGUGGAUCGGAUUCUAAUCUAGCAUACAAUAUCCUUUUCCAGCUUAAUUCCCUGGUUCAUUGUCAAAAAAUUAGUCUCGCUGCAGUAGAUAUUGAUCUGGUUCAGAUUUUUGGCAGGCUACCAAAUGACACUGCCCUAAUGAUUUUUCAGAAGUUGCACAAGUUGAAAUCUACUUGUUUUGAUCCUGUCUCAUUUGUAAAGACUCAAUUGUUUGUCCUAAAUAGAAGUUGUAAGACAGCUCCCUUAUCAUCUCCAAACAGUUUAACAGAUCGGAACAUAAUGAGCUUCCAUAGAGCCUUGAUUACCCCAUUGAAGAUAUAUUGCUUAGGUCCCGAACUUGAGACCUCGAAUUACGUUGUAAAGCACUUCGCAUCUUAUGCUUCAGACUUCAUUAGAGUUACUUUUGUUGAAGAAGACUGGAGCAAACUUCCAGCAAAUGCUGUCUCAACAAGCAUUCAUAAAGGGUUUUUUGCAAAACCUUUUAGGACUACCAUCUAUCAUCGGAUAUUGUCAGUUCUUCGAGAUGGUAUUGUUAUUGGACCUAAGAGGUUUGAGUUUCUGGCUUUCUCGGCUAGUCAACUCCGGUCCAAUUCUGUUUGGAUGUUUGCCUCCAAUGAGAACGUAAGGGCAAAAGAUAUCAGAGAAUGGAUGGGUUGCUACAACAAGAUUCGCAGUGUGUCUAAAUGUGCUGCUAGGAUGGGUCAGCUGUUUAGUUCUUCUUGGCAAACUUUCAACGUACCUGCUCGAGAAGUGGAACUUAUUCCUGAUAUUGAAGUUAAUUCUGAGGGCAAUAACUACUGCUUCUCCGAUGGUAUUGGGAAAAUUUCUCUUUCGUUUGCCAGGCAAGUUGCUCAGAAGUGUGGAUUAAGUCAAACUCCUUCAGCCUUUCAAAUUCGAUAUGGUGGCUAUAAAGGUGUUAUCGCUGUUGACCGUACUUCCUUCAGGAAACUGUCUCUGCGUAAGAGUAUGCUUAAAUUUGAAUCAGAAAACACGAUGCUUAAUGUGACUAAAUGGAGUGAGUCAAUGCCCUCGUAUUUGAAUAGAGAGAUUGUUUCCCUUUUGUCCACCUUAGGAGUGAGUGAUGAAACAUUUGUGGCAUUGCAACAGACACAGUUGGAUCUGCUGGGAAAUAUGUUUACUAGUAGACAGGCAGCUUUGGAUGUCUUGGAGGGCUUGGGUUGGGCUAAUUCCAGAAACUUCCUGGUGAAGAUGUUGCAUCAAGGUUAUGAGCCUAAUCUUGAACCUUAUCUCUCAAUGAUGCUUCAAGCAUAUCAUGAGAAUAUGCUGUCUGAUUUAAGAAGUAGAUCUCGUAUAUAUGUCCCAAAAGGCCGCAUCCUGGUUGGGUGCUUGGAUGAAUCUGGUAUCCUAAAUUAUGGCCAAGUUUAUGUUCGUGUAACCAUGACAGAGGCUGAGCUAAAGGGUGGGGAUCAGAGUUUCUUCCAGAGAGUGGAUGAUACAACAUCUAUUGUUGUUGGGAAAGUGGUUGUCACUAAAAAUCCUUGUCUUCACCCAGGAGAUGUCAGAGUCCUUGAUGCUAUCUAUGAAGUGGAGUUAGAGGAGAAGGGUUUGCUGGACUGCCUUGUAUUCCCACAAAAAGGAGAAAGGCCUCAUCCAAAUGAAUGCUCGGGUGGUGAUCUUGAUGGUGACUUAUUUUUCAUAAGUUGGGAUAAAGACCUUGUCCCAUGUCGGACUGAGACCCCAAUGGACUAUAUUGCACGAAGGCCUCGUAUCAUGGAUCAUGAUGUCACUUUAGAGGAAAUCCACAAGUUCUUUGUUGAUUACAUGAUCAAUGAUUCUUUGGGUGCGAUUUCCACUGCGCAUUUAGUUCAUGCUGAUUGUGAACCGGAUAAAGCUGGGAGCAAAAAAUGUCUUCAGUUGGCUGACCUCCACUCCAUGGCUGUCGACUAUGCAAAGACAGGAGCACCAGCUGAGAUGCCCAGGGUUUUGAAACCAAGAGAAUUCCCUGAUUUUAUGGAGAGGGCAGACAAACCAAUGUACACCUCCUCAAGGGUAUUAGGAAUACUCUAUCGUGCCACACUUCAAUCAACGGCGCAAGCUGGAUCAAAGAUUGCUUUCCAUGAGAAUACAGCUGAAGGAACUUAUGAUCAUCAUCUUGAAGUGGAGGGUUUUAAGGCAUUCCUUGAAAUUGCUCAAGGUCAUAAGGAGAUGUACAUCGAGAGAAUUAGCGCAUUGAUGAAUUAUUACAGUGCAGAGACUGAGGAUGAAAUACUGACGGGUAAUCUGAGAAAGAAGGCAGCGUAUCUGCAGCGUGACAACAGGAGAUAUGGAGAGAUGAAGGAUCGGAUUUUGCUAGCUGUUAAAAGCCUACAAAGAGAGGCGAAAGAGUGGUUCGAGAGUAAUUGCAAGCCGGACGAGCGUGAGCAGAUGGCCUCAGCAUGGUAUCAUGUAGCUUACCACCCUACUUAUAAAAGCGUAAACUGCUUGAGCUUUCCAUGGAUUGUAGGCGAUAUUUUGUCGAACAUAAAGUAUGCGAAUAGCAGCAAGAUUCAUAUGUGAAGUUAUGAACCACUAAAAUGUGUAGUCAGUUAGGAAUGUUAUGUUUCUUAAAAUCCCCUUAUAUUGACUGUUGAACUGCUGUUGUUAAUCAAGGAUUGUGUGGAGUUGAUAUGUGUGUA
This is a messenger RNA of Tripterygium wilfordii, 3595 nucleotides long. Its product is annotated as RNA-dependent RNA polymerase 2. Gene Ontology annotation, biological process: siRNA processing. The record is from RefSeq and is a predicted model, not a curated record. Gene Ontology annotation, cellular component: nuclear RNA-directed RNA polymerase complex. NCBI's taxonomy places the organism in Eukaryota, Viridiplantae, Streptophyta, Magnoliopsida, Celastrales, Celastraceae. The transcript is spliced from 4 exons. Gene Ontology annotation, molecular function: RNA-directed RNA polymerase activity; RNA binding. The coding region runs from base 120 to 3476 and encodes 1118 amino acids.